AUGACUAUGGAGACACUCGCAGAAAGCCCCAUCAACAACUCCAUACUGAGCAAGCAUUGCGCUUUGAUCAAUCGACACUACCUACCCUUAUUACAAUUUUGGCAUCCUUCCUUCGAGUCGAAAAUGCGACAGUCUCUACAAACCGAUAUACUCAGUGACGACUUGUGGGGGCAGAUCCUGAUCAAUGGAAUGCUAUGUCUGACUUCGAAGUUUGAUACAAGGUUGGAGGGAGGUUGCAAGUGGUAUGGAAAGAAGCUCAAAAUCAUUCGUCGAACUCGAAAUUGUCGCGAGGAACAUCUUGCGAUAGUCCAGGGUCUCAUUCUCCUUGGUAUUCACAAGAUGGAACAAGGAAGCUGGGAGGACGCUAGAAAGGCUGCCUCCAAAGCUACACGGCUCGCAAAAGCAAUGGAGUUAGACAAAGCUGGUCGCAGCAAUCGCCCUGAAGAGUCUUUACACAAGAUCGAGUCCCAUAGCAGGACUUAUUGGAGCUGUUUUAUUCUAGAGAGGCUAAUAAUUGGAGUCAACUCACCUCCAAUAUCGUCAUGGAACUGCCGCCUGCCACAACUUCAGGAGCGCUUUGUACUUGAGAAGGAUCUCAAUCUCGGGAGCGCCGAUCCGAUCCGAAGAAUAUACUGCCUAGUAGUGCAAGCAUUUCGGGCGACGACAAACUUCAUCGAGGCUGGCCGACCCAAAUCUUUGCAAUCUGAUUACUACUCAAUAAUCGAAAAGACCAAUAAAUCAUUCCCACCUGGAUUCGAAUACAGCAUAGAGAAUGAGCACAGGCAAUUGGCAUUGUCAGAGACUUUAUUUGUCCCCACGCAUAUCCUUCACUAUUUCAACUACUUCAGGAUCUACGCAGACCGUCCGGAUGGAGACGAGAUGAAAUUGUGUGUGGAUAAAAUCAUCACAAUUGUGAAGGAAGCCCAGUGGCAUGAUGCUUUGUCUGAAUACCCUCCCACUAUUUGGUGCCUGCAGGAAAUAACCAAGUUUUUGAUGGAGCACAAUACAAUGAAUCAAGCUCUUGUGGAAAUUCUGCAGCCACUUGCUUUGAGAUGGAAGAGUAUCCGCAAUCUCUUAGAAGCUUAUUGCAAGCCUGGGGAAGCAGCGACUACAGCUAUUGAUGAUGAGGCCAGACUUAUCUCUAAUGCUGCUGCCACGGGAGCACCAGGGAGAAAACGGAAAAGGAGAAGAACACGUUAUAUUGUUCAAAACAAACAUGUUUCCAUGACGCAUAUCAGGUUGUCCAAGACGAUGCUCUGGGAAGGGAGGGAUAUCCAGUCCGGUACAAUGCUACAGUCGAUGAGUGGGAGUACAACUUUCCGAAAUAUCACACUGCCUACGAGCCAUCCGGCACUUGGCCUCCGAAAUCCCACUAUCCCCAACGAAUUGAAAAAGCAACAUCACAUCACUUUGCUCGACCCUCAUCACCCUACCUUUCGUUUCAAAGAGAUACCACCCGCUACACAUGCAGGAUUUUUCAAGAUCCACAUCAAAGCAGAAGGCACAACACGAGCGGGACUUCCCGUUCGUAGAGUCUCCAGAAGGACAGAGGAGGAGAGGCAAGCGCAGAGGACAGCCGCAAUUCCAUUGCUUGUCAACAUGGGAGACUUGGGAGCAGACGGGGCUCCGUGGAGACAGAAAGAUGGUACUUCCCAACUCUGCAACUCCAAGGAAGUCAGCACCAUCGUAUCCACUGUAACAACAAUAGCCAGCGCUGAAGCGUUUCAGUACUUGAAGCAAAUUUGUACAAGAAUUCGCACCAAGAUGGCAGCCGUCUCUUGUACAAGUCCCCCACUGAGCUCGACCAACGAUGAAAUUGUUGCAAUCAGUGCUCGCCUCGAUACAUUGGACAGCGACGCGGCUUAUCUUUCUGCAAACUAUCAGUUGAGUCUUGCCCGUCUUGCGGAAGGAAUUCAGAAUUUGCGAACACAAGAGAAGCUGAAUUUUGGUGGUGAUCCUUGUCUCAAGUUUAUAAAGUUGGAAAACGAGGACCCAGACAGUUAUGCCGAAUUGUCGGAAGGCCUGGCGAAUCUCAUACGUCCUGCUCCUGUUGAGAUCUAG
This is a messenger RNA of Mollisia scopiformis, 2061 nucleotides long. RefSeq lists its product as uncharacterized. Gene Ontology annotation, molecular function: DNA binding; zinc ion binding. Gene Ontology annotation, cellular component: nucleus. The transcript is spliced from 4 exons. Lineage: Eukaryota; Fungi; Ascomycota; Leotiomycetes; Helotiales; Mollisiaceae. Gene Ontology annotation, biological process: DNA-templated transcription. The record is from RefSeq and is a predicted model, not a curated record. Bases 1 to 2061 code for a protein of 686 amino acids.